AUGGUGGCUGGCUAUGUGCGUUGCUGUGACGAAAUCAAGAGGGUUGACGCCAUCUUUGACCACAUCCCCAAGGCGGCAACGCAUCGGCGGAUCGUGGCACUGGUGGAGGACCUUCGAGUCUUUCAAUGCGUCACCCUUAAGCUACAGCUAGAGACCCUAGCACUCCGCUUCCCAGCGACGAAGGUCAAGCUGAGUGCUACUGCUCCAAUUGUCCUUUGUCCUACUUUUGAGGCGGCGGCGCUAAUUAAUGAAGAGGUGGGGCAACUGCCGUCCUGUGAGCUCAAGGCGAUCAAGCACGUCGAGAUGUCGGCGGCACCAGCGAUCUCAGGCUCGAAGAGCAAGCAGCUGGACGACAAAGGGGUGCAAGAGGACUUUGCGACAUCCGUGUUGUGA
This is a messenger RNA of Phytophthora nicotianae INRA-310, 393 nucleotides long. RefSeq lists its product as hypothetical. Lineage: Eukaryota; Oomycota; Peronosporomycetes; Peronosporales; Peronosporaceae. The record is from RefSeq and is a predicted model, not a curated record. Bases 1 to 393 code for a protein of 130 amino acids. The transcript has 3 exons.